Molecule: messenger RNA, 1445 nt
Organism: Phragmites australis (common reed)
Lineage: Eukaryota; Viridiplantae; Streptophyta; Magnoliopsida; Poales; Poaceae
Product: actin-related protein 2/3 complex subunit 4
Exons: 8
Coding region: 481-990 (169 amino acids)
Biological process (GO): Arp2/3 complex-mediated actin nucleation; actin filament polymerization
Cellular component (GO): Arp2/3 protein complex; actin cytoskeleton
Molecular function (GO): actin filament binding
Source: RefSeq, a predicted model, not a curated record
CUCUCGGGUCGGGUCUCGUCGACCUGCCUUCCUCGCCUCCCGUCUUUCCCCACCCCUCCAACCCCGACUCGAAACACCGCCGCGCCCGCCUCCACGCCGGCCACUGCCGCUCUCUCCUCCACCGCAUCCCUAGGUCUCCACCGUACUCCGCUGCCUUCCUGACCGCAUUCCUCGCUCUCCGCUAUCCUCCGCCGCCUUCAAUCUCAACCUCCGUUUCCCGCGCCCGCUCAGAACACCGCCACGCCCACCUCAUUUGCCGGCUGCCCCUCCUCUCUCCACCCAGGACAUCACUAGACCUCCCCACCAACUAAUCAGGUGUGCGGGCGGCCUCCUCUUUGCCCCCAAAUCAGCUUCGCCGCCACCAGAAACCUCGCUACACUAUCUGGCCGGCGCCUCCUCGAACCGCCGCCUUCCAAGGUACCGUCGUCUCCGUGCGGUCCUCCGGUGACCGACCCCGUAGUCAUCGCCGCCGUGCUGACCAUGGCCAAUACGCUGCGGUUGUACCUGACUUGCAUCCGGAACACUCUGGAGGCUGCGAUGUGCCUUCAGAAUUUUCCUUGCCAAGAAGUUGAGAGGCACAACAAACCAGAGGUGGAGCUCAAGACAAGCCCUGAACUUCUGCUGAAUCCGGUGCUGAUAUGCCGCAAUGAAGCAGAAAAAUGUUUAAUAGAGACUUCAAUCAACUCUAUACGUAUAAGCAUGAAGGUUAAGCAGGCAGAUGAACUAGAAAACAUUCUUGCAAAGAAGUUUCUUAGGUUUCUAUCAAUGAGGGCGGAGGCAUUCCAAGUGUUGAGGAGAAAACCAGUUCAGGGUUAUGAUAUUAGUUUCCUGAUAACAAAUUACCACUGUGAGGACAUGCAUAAGCAUAAGCUCAUAGAUUUCAUCGUGCAAUUUAUGGAGGACAUUGACAAGGAGAUCAGCGAGCUGAAGCUGUCAGUAAACACACGUGGCCGGCUAGUGGCGACAGAAUUCCUGAAGCAGUUCAUAUGAUUCACUAUACAGUAGCAGUGCUGUUGGCCCCUGUUAUUUCGAUCGGUCUGGCCGUGGAUGAACUCCGUCCACUGUCUGUAACUACGCUGCCGUUGUGCAGAAAUCUGUGUUUCCUUUCCCUGCAAAGAAUAGAUUCUUGGUACUAAACCACCUGAUUCACGGCUGGCAUUUGCACUAUCAGGACGUAUGAAGCGAAAAUUAUCUGGGAGCACCUUCAAGCGAAAAUAUAGUUUCUGUAUACCACAUUGCAGAGGCUAAUAGAAUGAAAGGGUAUAUGAUUCUGAACCUUCGAAUAAGGGCAGCAUUAGUGUUUAAGGUUUUGUUUGACAGAAUUCUAGCUUUAGAUCUGCUUUACAGAUCCACAGUGGAGCAGAUCUAGCGGAGCUAAAGCUAUCAGUAUAUGUGUUUGGUUAGCAUGCUGACUCUAGAUCUAUGAAUGAUAUUCAUACUAUCCU